AUGGAGGCGAUAGCGGUUCACUCAUCGCCUCCCACGACCAGCUCUCCACUCUAUCGUUCGAAAGUCGACAAGCGACAGGGCAGGAACGACCGCACCACCAAGGAUGGAGACAAUAACAAUACGAGACGGAAGAGCAAGCGUGCGCGUUCUUCCGUUUCGCCGACAAUCAAAGGAAAUGGACGCCCCAGAAGACGCCUUAAUUCAGAGACUGAGAAUGAUUCGGACAGCCAGUCAACUGCACAACCUGCGGCUUCCGUGAGCGAGACCAAGUUCAUGGCGUUGAAUACCGUCCAGAAAAGACUCAACGGAGCCGCUUCCAGUCGCUAUUCCGACGCCCGGGAUCCGCAGAAGACGCCCAAACCCAAGCGAUCAGUACAGUCAACCCGAUCAACCCGAUCAACCCAAUCCAUCUUGUGCUCGUCUUCCCCGGACCCAAUCGACGGCCUUGAGGAGGGAUCGUCACCUCCACCACUGGCGAUUCUGGAUCCAAAUACCCCACACUCCGAUGAGGCGACCCCGAAGCCGAAAAGCAAGCGGCGCGAACGUAUCCCGACAACCCGACCUCCGUUCGAUGCUAGCCCGACCAAAGUCCGUGGCAAGUCGAAAGGCGAGAUCGGCCGUUCGCAUUCAGAUCAACCUCAAGCCACGACCCAACUCCCUGUCGAGCCGUCCCGUCCGGCUGCAGAGCUGUUUGGCGAAUCACCCCGUGCUCGCCGCAAGUCCACUGUUAGCACCAGUAUCGUUGUGACGAAGCAGAAAUUCGAUGGGGAGCCGCGGCAGCGUAGUCAGGUGCAGAAGUCUGCGUGCAGCUCGAUCAGCAACACUCCGAUGGAACGACCGCCCAAAGCUGAUGCUCAGUCUUCUGGAAAGAAGGUGAAGCCAACAAGGCCGCAGAAGGAGCAAGGAAAAGAUAGAAGGCGAAACUCCACGAAGGCUGCUCCCGCUGAUCUAUUCUCUGACGAUGAGUCUGAGAGGGUCGCUGCGGGUAGCAAGAAGUUCACGGUCAAGGACAAGCAAUCGCGGCGAGACAAGGAAGGAGCCAGGUAUCUGGAACAGCAAGCCGAGGACAAUCCAGACAGCCCGCGCAGUGCCGAGACUUCCAAGAUCAAGGCCAAGUUGCAAUCUGAGAGACGGCUGGCCGCGGCGAGGUUCGAGGAAGAGGACAGGGAGACGGAAGUGAGCUUGAAAGGUGUUGAGCUCAACAACCUCCAAGGAGAGUCCUUUUUUGCGUCUACGGCUACAGUCGACAUUGCUGAGACGGAGGAGAGGAUUGCCAGGGCUCAGGCAGCCAUAGAGUGA
Molecule: messenger RNA, 1299 nt
Organism: Trichosporon asahii var. asahii CBS 2479
Lineage: Eukaryota; Fungi; Basidiomycota; Tremellomycetes; Trichosporonales; Trichosporonaceae
Exons: 1
Coding region: 1-1299 (432 amino acids)
Source: RefSeq, a predicted model, not a curated record